GACUAAUUCUAAGUAUUUACAUCAUAGUUGUUUUUUGGCUUUAUGUAUAUUUCUAUAUCUAUUUUUACUUUGAUUUAAUGUUUUAUGUUAGUCUUACCCUAUUUAUAAGAAAUAUGGCUAUAUUUUUUGGCUUUUACAAUGUAUCUUUCGUUUGAUGAUCUAUAGUGCGAGUAUCAAUGUUAAGAUGUUGCUCUUAAGAUUAGUUCCAGCAAUGAAUGAAGUGGAAAAUCAUUUAUUAUUCACUUUCUGGAGAAUUUGCUUGGCAAACUCAAGUUUAUAUAUUCAUACUUUAUUUGCUUAUAAGUUAGGAACAAUAUAAAUCAGGUAUCAUUAGUCGGGAGUAUAAGCUGUAAUUAAUGGGUUACCAUCACAUACAAAUUAAAUGAAUCUGGCAAUUCUUGGUAAACGUAUAAUGGAAGAAAUGAACGAGUGGCAAAAACAGAGAAAACCCAGAUAUGCGAGGAAUUGUUGAAAAGUUGAGGAAUAGCUGUAGAAUGGUUUAUGCAAUGGUAUCACACCAGAAAUAGUUCAUGAUACUGUCAACAACAGCUGAUCGUGAUGCUUACAGAGGUCACAUGUGACCGGUCCAGGAGUAUACAAUGAUGUCUUAAGUCGCUUUAUUACUGAGAGUAUCAAAGUGAUGGAUGAGGAAGGAGACGUGCGUCUUACGUUAGAAUCUGUGCGUGAAUUGAUAACAAAAGAUGAACCUAAUGUGCAGAUUACCAGCUUGGAAGAAGAACUUGGUUCAGGAAGAGGUGACAAUUAUACAUCCAUGCUAUAUCGUGUUCGAGCAAAAGGCCGUAAACAAAUAAAAAAUUGUGAAUGGGUCAAUUAUGAACGUGCGAUUAUUUACAAAGUUUUACCUCGAUCAAGAGAACAUCGUGAGGCCUUUAAAAGCGAACUUCUAUUUCAAAACGAAGUAGCAUUUUAUACGCAUGUGUGGCCUGCUUUGAAUGAAUUACAAACAAAUGGUAGAGAGGUUUUUAGCGGAGUCGCAAAAAUAUACACGGCGCGAAUUGAUCUUAUUGCUAUGGAAGAUUUACGAGAAAGAGGCUUUAAAAUGGCAGAUAGGAGGAAAGGAUUACAACUUGAACAUUUGAAACGAGCGCUGAAAGCUUUAGCAGGUUUUCAUGCGCUCAGUUUAACUCUUAGAGAAACAAGGCCGGAAGAAUUUGCAAGACUGACAGACCCAAGCAGUGGUCAAGGUAUACAAGAAGUUCUUUUUCGGACAGAAAACGAGGAUUGGUACCGUCAAUAUUAUCAAGUUGCUGCUAAGAAUGCUAUCAGAAUGGUAUCUGAUGGUCUUCCUACUCAUAUGGAAUUCAAAAGAAUCGAAAUAAUGGAAAAAUUACGGUCAUUUCUUAAUGAUGAUGUAUUUUUUCGUACUAUGAGCGAAAUAACAGCCAUGCAAGGUCCCCUUACUGUUUUUUGUCAUGGUGAUUGUUGGACUAAUAAUAUUUUAUUUAAAGACGAUUUGGUAUUACCAAACGAAGAAGUUGUUUAUUUAGUUGAUUUUCAACUAUCUCGAGUUGGUUCACUUGCUCUUGAUCUUGCGAAUUUGUUGUAUUGUUGUGCAAACGGAGAAAUUAGACGAACGCACAUGACACAACUUCUUCAACAUUAUCAUUUUCAUCUAAUGUCUUCGUUACAAACGCUUAAUCCAAAACAGCCACCAAAAGAUCCAUCCGUAAUGUGGGAACUAUUAAACGAGGAAAUGCGGCGAUGCGGGCGAUUCGGUAUAGGACUUGCAUUGGAUAUGUUGCCAAUUGCCACAUGCGAAAGCGAAGAGGCUCCAGAUUUAUAUGAAAAAUCAGAAACAAGUGAAGGAAAACAAAAUACACGAGCACCACCGCGAGGAGGAGCUGAAUGUGCGCGACUUAUGACUGAUCUAGUUUUGGAACUCGUCCAUAAUCAUGCUUUAUAGGUUGAAUUAUAUAAAAUCUUUAUGACGACUAUUUGAAUAUCUUUCUUGUAUCGCAACAAAACAAAUCAAAUGUAAUUGUAAAAUUAUCGCGUAAACUAUGUAUAUGUUUAUACGCGAUUAAAUUAUGUAAAUUUCUAUAAGAUCUGACAUUUACAUGAUAUAAAAGUUUGUUGAAAAUGUCUAGUUACAUUAAAUAAGAGCAAAUAAUAAAACGAAUAUUAUUCUAUGUUGCAAAAA
This is a messenger RNA of Frieseomelitta varia, 2161 nucleotides long. RefSeq lists its product as uncharacterized. The record is from RefSeq and is a predicted model, not a curated record. The transcript has 6 exons. The coding region runs from base 641 to 1924 and encodes 427 amino acids. Lineage: Eukaryota; Metazoa; Arthropoda; Insecta; Hymenoptera; Apidae.